Messenger RNA from Funneliformis geosporum, 268 nucleotides. Lineage: Eukaryota; Fungi; Glomeromycota; Glomeromycetes; Glomerales; Glomeraceae. The record is from the annotation of a GenBank genome assembly.
AAAAUAAUAAUUUAUCGGCUGAUGCAAAAGAUAAUGAUAAUAUGUUAGCUAAUAAUUUGAAAAUAGGUUUUUUAAAUAAUUGGAAUGUUGAAAUAAAUAGUUUAGAUUUUAUAGAACUAUUAAAUUAUGAAAUAAAUGAUAAAGAAAUAACAUUAGAAAAAGAAAGUAUAAGCGAUAAAAUUCAACAUGAUGAUAAUCUUAAUUUUAAUCAAAAAUUACAAAAAUUAGAACAAAUUCUUUCUAAUUAUAAUAAAAAACAAAAUGUAAA